Molecule: messenger RNA, 1209 nt
Organism: Penicillium lagena
Lineage: Eukaryota; Fungi; Ascomycota; Eurotiomycetes; Eurotiales; Aspergillaceae
Product: casein kinase 1 family protein
Exons: 4
Coding region: 1-1209 (402 amino acids)
Biological process (GO): signal transduction; peptidyl-serine phosphorylation; endocytosis
Cellular component (GO): nucleus; cytoplasm
Molecular function (GO): protein serine/threonine kinase activity; ATP binding
Source: RefSeq, a predicted model, not a curated record
AUGACGACCAUGGAUCUGCGUGUCGGUAACAAGUACCGCAUCGGCCGCAAGAUUGGAAGCGGUAGCUUUGGUGACAUCUAUCUCGGCACCAACAUCAUCUCCGGUGAGGAGAUCGCUAUCAAGCUCGAGAGCGUCAAGGCCAAGCACCCCCAGCUGGAAUACGAAGCCCGCGUCUACAAGUCCCUCGCCGGCGGUGUCGGUAUCCCCUUUGUGCGCUGGUUCGGUACCGAAUGUGACUACAAUGCCAUGGUGAUCGAUCUGCUGGGUCCCAGCUUGGAGGACCUGUUCAACUUCUGCAACCGCAAAUUUUCGCUCAAGACCGUCUUGCUGCUCGCCGACCAGCUCAUAUCCCGGAUCGAGUACAUCCACGCCAAGUCGUUCAUCCACCGUGACAUCAAGCCCGACAACUUCCUGAUGGGCAUCGGCAAGCGUGGCAACCAGGUCAACGUGAUUGAUUUCGGUCUGGCGAAGAAAUACCGCGACCCUAAGACCCACUUCCACAUCCCUUACCGUGAGAACAAGAACCUCACUGGUACUGCUCGUUAUGCCUCUAUCAACACUCAUCUUGGUGUCGAGCAGUCCCGUCGUGACGACAUGGAGUCUCUGGGCUAUGUCAUGCUCUACUUCUGCCGUGGCUCUCUUCCGUGGCAGGGUCUGAAGGCUGCUACCAAGAAGCAAAAGUACGACCGCAUCAUGGAGAAGAAGAUGACCACCCCUACUGAAGUGCUGUGCCGUGGGUUCCCCAAUGAGUUCGCCAUCUACCUGAACUACACCCGCUCGCUGCGCUUUGACGACAAGCCUGACUACUCUUACCUGCGCAAGAUCUUCCGUGACCUCUUCGUCCGCGAGUCUUUCCAGUACGACUACGUCUUCGACUGGACCGUCUACAAGUACCAGAAGAACGCUGCCAUGAUUGUGGACGCCAACUCCAAGAAAGAUAAGGACGCGGAAGACCAGCAGCGUCGCCAGGCCGCCCCCGCCGGUGCCGUUGGUACCUCUGGUGCGGCCAAGCCCGGUGCCAUCUCUGGCCAGCGCCGUAAGGUGAUCGACCGCGGUACCCUUGACAACACUCCGGACACCAACCGUGCCGUGGGAGGGAUCUUCGGCGUUAGGCUGCGUUCUGCUUCGAAGGGUGCUGCUUCAGGUGCUUAUGGACCUUCUGGUGGCCGCUCGAAGCGGGACGAUGGGAUUGGGGCUCAGUGGUACUAA